CCCUGCUGCGGUGGUGUUCUUAUUCUAAGACUUUUUUUAUCGCUCUUUAAUUCAACCAACACAUUUAUCUCAGGGUUUGCGCUUCAUUGUAUACCGUGGCUCGUCAGACAGGGGUAUAUCAUCUGCGGGAAUUUCUGCUUAAACGGGGUUGAGAUCAUGCAGGUGAGCAUGCAUGCUGACAAUGUAGGGCUUAUCGCAGGAUUGCAAUAGAUCCUACGUAAAGAUUUCCCUCAGACUUAGCCCAUCCUCAAUUCUCUCGACUUGAUCUUUGCGAUCAUCAAUGGUUGAAAUCUGGCGGUAUGAGUCAACUUCCGACGACUGAAGAUGAAAUCCUGGCGACAGGUGUCAUCAACUCUGAAUUUGAGAAAGCGGUCAAGGCCAAACAGAUGCCUCCAGGCUCAUUCUACACCAUUAAGAUAUUGAAAGAAAUAACUGAAGCCUCACUUCCCUGGACUCAGAAAAAGCUCCAACAAAACCGGCCAUUUAAUCUGACGGAAUACGAGCGCUUGGUCGCGCUUGAUAAUGGCCAUCGCUCCCGUCUGUUAUUUUGUCAUCGGAAAGACAUUCAACCGACAGCAAAGUGUCCCCUGAUUGUCCUCAUGCACGGCGGGGGGCAUUGCGUCGGGAAUCCAGAGUCCGAAAUACCACUUGCGCGCCGCCUCGCACUGGACCAUAAUGCUAUAGUGGUCCUACCAUCUUAUCGCCUGGCUCCCGAACAUCCAUUUCCAGCUUCAGUAGUAGACUGCUGGGCUAUAGUCAAGUACCUAGCUGCGGAGUGGCUUCAUCCACGAACGCCGCAAUCUCCCUUUCUGCCUCCACAAUGCGACCUCUCCUACGGGUUCAUUGUAGCCGGUAGUAGCGCGGGUGCAAACCUUGCAGCAUCAGUCGCUCACUUGGCACGGGAUCAAAAGCUGAAUCCGCCAUUGACCGGACAGAUGCUUAUGGCGGGGACGUUCAUCAGCUAUAUGCACGUGCCAAAACGAUAUCAACCAUACUACCUGUCUCGUGAACAGAAUAGAGAUGCCCCGUUGCUCGACCUAGACAUGUGUGAUAUUUUCCAGGAUGCGUUCCAACCAGAUUAUCAGUCGCCGCUAUGGGCUCUCUUUGACCAGCAUCACCCGCUUGAUCAAAACCUCAAUGACCCAUCUGAUCCAGCAGUCAAGCAUGGGCACAUGGGAUUGCCGCCGGCCUACUUUCAAAUUUGUGGUUUGGACGUCAGUAGAGAUGACAGUCUGAUCUACGAGCGAGUUCUCAGGGAGGAGUGUGAUGUGACAACUAGAGCUGAUUUGUAUUCGGGCUACGCCCAUACAUGGUGGACCAUGUUCCCAGAACUAAAGGCAUCCCGGAAGCGAGAGGAUGAUGCUGCGGCAGGAGUCGGAUGGCUGUUGGGAUUGCAGCAGUCACAUAGCCAGUCAAAGUGAAGGUUCUAUAACCUGGAAGACUUCAUACUUGUGGUAAUCAUCUUUGGGGAUAAAGUUUUCUCUACAGUUUAACGCUAUUCCUAACAUCAAACACCCCACUAGAGCCCAAUAUCUAGAGUUUAUUUACAACGACUGUCAACCGAAAUGGAGGAAUUCAUAUGAGCAACGCUGUACAAAGUGCACGCAAAAACACGGUUGCUCAUGCGAAUACCUUGUCCGCGAUGUUUUGAUGGACAAGGAAGCAAUGUUUGAAGGCAAGCGGUUGACCUGGGCGAAGUCAUUAUCAAGCUCACCAAAAACUAGCCGCCGACCCUUGAGGGAGUUACGACGUUAGAAUAGGCCGUCAGUAAGCCUCGCCUUACUGCAUUAAAUGGAUGUUGACUUUUUUGGCGUUCACAUCACUCCAUAUUCUUUGUACAUAGUACCUUUUGUUCGUUUCAUGAGCCUAGUUGGCUG
Truncatella angustata is the source of this 1877-nucleotide messenger RNA. Its product is annotated as Alpha/Beta hydrolase protein. The record is from RefSeq and is a predicted model, not a curated record. NCBI's taxonomy places the organism in Eukaryota, Fungi, Ascomycota, Sordariomycetes, Amphisphaeriales, Sporocadaceae. Gene Ontology annotation, molecular function: hydrolase activity. The coding region runs from base 300 to 1421 and encodes 373 amino acids. The transcript has a single exon.